AUGCAGGUGAAGCUGCACGAAUAUACGAUGCCGGGUGUGCGCGUACCUGCGUCGUUCUAUCGCGGAGGGACGUCCAAGGGUCUCUUGCUGCGCGCAGCCGACCUCGCACCGUACGCACCGACGACGCGCGAUGCGAUCGUGUGCACCGCGAUGGGCUCGCCCGACCCGGACGGGCGCCAGAUCGACGGCCUAGGUGGAGGCGCCUCGUCGCUGUCCAAGGUCGCGCUCGUCUCCAAGCCGGGGCAGGGGCUCUAUACGCGCCUGCUGGCCAAGCUGGGCGGGAAAUGGAAGCUCCCAGGCGUCGCGUGGGCGGACGAUGUACGGCGGGCGCACGAUCCAGAGGACGGUUGGGAUGUCGUGUACCGCUUUGGCCAGGUCCCGAUUCGGGGGACCGAGGUCGACUGGAAGAGUACGUGCGGCAACCUGCUCGCCGCAGUCGGCCUCUAUGCGAUGCAGAACAAGCUUUUAGACAAUGCGGCGAUCCAGCGCGCUGCAGAGGAGCGGGGGGCGACCGACGCGUUUCCCAUGCCGAUCCGCAUCCUCAUGGCCAGCACGGGGAAGCGCGCGACAGUGAGCGUGCCAAUGCGCAGGAAUGCACGAUCCAAGGGCACUUGGGAACUGUCAACGGAUGAGGACACAUCGGUUGCGGGCGUGCCGGGCAAGGCGCCGGGCAUCCAAGUCGCCGUGCCGCUCGAUGCUACGUUCCUUCCGACCGGCAACGUAUGCGACUCGAUCACGGUCGGCGACAAGCCGGUGCGCGUCUCGAUCAUUGAUGCGGGACUCCCGACAGUGUUUGUGCACGCCGCCGACCUCGACGUGAGCGAGGCACAGCUCGUCAAGACGGCCGCCGAACUCGACACCGACACGCUCCUCCAUGCCAAGAUCGAGGCAGUGCGCCAGGCCGCGGCUCAGUGCACACCUGCACUCCAGCAGGCGCUCUGCUCAUCGGCGCCCAAGGUCGUGCUUGUGCAUCCCCGCACGACGUGCACCACGUCGGGCGGCGACGCGGUGCGCGCCGAGGAUAUGGACCUGCUCGUCCGCCCUGUCUCGGUCGGCCAGUUCCACCGCUCGAUCAUGGCGACCGGCUUGUCGGCCUUGUCGGUGGGCGCGGCGUACCCCGAGUCGAUCAUCGGCGAGGCACUUGCGCAGGGCGGUGCCGCUGCCUCGCCGUGUGCUUCGACGAAAAAGGCCGUGUCGAACGACGCACAACGUGCCAUCACAGUCGGGCAGCCGGCAGGCACGUCCACUGCGACAGUCGAGCUGAAAAACGGCACGCCGACGUCGAUCGUGUACGACCGCACGGCACGGCGCAUCAUCGAGGGGAACCUCGACAUUCCCCCGCGUGUUGCUCAGCGCUGGGCGCGUGAGUACGCGGCGCUAUUUGAGCAGCACAAAAGCAAGUAG
This is a messenger RNA of Malassezia japonica, 1404 nucleotides long. RefSeq lists its product as uncharacterized. The record is from RefSeq and is a predicted model, not a curated record. The coding region runs from base 1 to 1404 and encodes 467 amino acids. Lineage: Eukaryota; Fungi; Basidiomycota; Malasseziomycetes; Malasseziales; Malasseziaceae. The transcript has a single exon.